Molecule: messenger RNA, 3999 nt
Organism: Rotaria sp. Silwood2
Lineage: Eukaryota; Metazoa; Rotifera; Eurotatoria; Philodinida; Philodinidae
Source: the annotation of a GenBank genome assembly
AUGGAUACAACAUUUGAUAAUCUAGUGACUACUGAUGCUCAAUCAGGUCUUAUUGUAACUCGUGGUAUUCCUCUUUCUUCAUUCAUAUCCGAAGAUGUUAUUAAUACAUCUAAUGAAGAAUUUAUUCUUGAUCUUAGUCAACGAUCAACAACAGCAACAACAGAAAUAAUGAAUAAAAAUGAAUCAAAUUAUAUAAUUGAUAAUUGGAAUAAUAAAUCAACAUGUAAUUAUACAGAUUCAAUUGAUGAUGAUUUUAAUCAAAUAUUAAUUAUAAAUAAUGAUAAUAAAUUAAAUAUUGAACAAUCAUUAACUGAUCAAUUAAAACAUCAUUCAAUACAAGAAGAUUCAUUGUCAGAUAGUUCAAAUAGAAAUCAAUCAAAACUUGAUCUUUGUUAUUCGAGGAAAAAAACCAAUUCAUCAUCUAGUCGAACAAUAAUAAUUCAUGAACUCGAACCUUGUUUAAAUUCUUCUCGAUUAUGUUUAUCAAAUUUUCUUUGGUCAAAAUAUUUAUCACAAAUUGAUGAACGAUCUGUAUCCGAUGAAUUUUUUGAUCAUUAUUUAGCAUCAAUUGAAUCCGGUUUUGAAAUUGAUAUGAAACUUGAAUAUUGUUAUGAUAUACAACGUGAUUUAUAUUGGUUAACACAAAUACAAUUAAUAUCACAUAGUUUAAUUCUUUUACAUUAUGUUGGUUUACCUGAUGAUGAUACAUCAAAUGAUUUUUGGGCUUAUAUUUAUGGACAACGUUGUCAUCCUAUUGGAUGGUGUAAAGAAAAUAGUAAAUUAAUGUUACCACCACCAAUUGUUACUAAACGAGCUAUUCAACAAAUAACAUUACAUAAUAAUCAUACUACAUCAAAUGGAAAUGAUAAACAAUCAAAUAUGAUUAAAGGAGAUACUAAUAAUAUUACCCAAACACCACCUGCAUAUUUAUUUGAUAAGGAAAUCGGUUUAAAUGCUUGUGAACAAUUAAAAAAAGGUAUGUUACUUGAAUUACAAGAUAUAAAUUGUCCAUGGAAUGUAUGGUUUGCUCGAAUAAUCAAUAAUCGUGGUGGACGAUUACAUCUGCGAUAUGUUAUUAAUAUAACUGAUGAUGAUGAUGAAGAAGAAGAAGAAGAAGAAGAAGAAGAUUCUAGUUUAUCUUCUUCAGAUAUUCAUAUAUUUUAUCUUGAUCGUCGUGUUCAUUUUAUUGGUUGGACAACAAAUAAUUCUUCAAUUUAUAUUUAUGAUAUUCCAACAUGUUUAACAUUAAAAAUUGCUAAAGAAAAAUUAAUUGAUAUAUGUUUAAAUAAAUCAAAAAAACAAUUUCUUCCACCAAAUUUAUUUAAACAACAAGAAGAAAUAGUUAAACAUCGUUUUACGGAAGGAAUGAAAUUAGAAGUAUUUGAAUCAAAUAAACAAAAUGUUUAUAUUGGUAGAAUUGGUCAUAUUCAUAAUGAAUAUUAUUUUGAUGUUAUUAUUGAUAAUGAAGAUGAUAAUGAAUUAUCAUUUAUAGGAUAUUCAACUGAUCCACAUAUAUUACCAGCACAUUGGGCUGCUGAACAUAAACUUGCAUUAAUCAAUGGUAAAGAUAUUAGACAAACAGAAGAUUAUUGGAAUUUAUAUACAGAAAAAAAUGGUAUUAAUAAUUUAGCACCUGAAAGAUGUUUUAAUUUAAUAACUUUAAAUGCUGCUGGAAAUAAUCGUGUUGAACCUGGAAUGAAAAUGGAAAUGAUUUAUAUAUUAAAUAAUAAAGAUUAUGUUUUUUCUGUAACACUUAUACAUGUUACUGAUCAUCUUAUGUGGUUAAGAGUUGAUGAUACAAGUUUAUUUAAUGAUGAUAAAUUAUUAUAUCAUGUUUUACCAAUUAAUUCAUUAGAUGUUUUUCCUGUUGGAUGGGCAAAAUUUAAUGGAUUUGAUUUAAUAACACCUAUUCAAUAUAAAAUUAAUAUUAAAACAUAUGAACAAAAUCGAUAUGAUUUAUUUUCGUCAGUAACACAUUAUCCAAAAAUUCCUCGUGUAUAUUUAAAUGAAUUAUAUUUAUUAACAAUAUAUGUGAAUAUUGGAUGUUUUUGUGGACCACAUUUUUGUUCAUCUCGUCUUGCUCGUAUUCCAUCAAAAUUUGGUCCAGGUCCAUAUCGUCAUGUUCUUAUUGAUAUGUUUCAUCAUCUUUUAUCAGCAUUAUCAACAAAUGCUCAUCGUUCAUUACGUCGAUUAGAUCAUCAAAUUAAUUCUGAAACAACAUCAAAUCUUAAAACUGAAUUAAUUAAAGCAGCUAAAAGAUCUUCGAAAUUAAUACGUCCUAUAUCAAUACCAAAUGAACCUCAUUUAGUAUAUCAUUAUCUUCGUCAUAUAUGUACACAAUUAGAAGCUUGUCCAAAUUUAAUUAGUUUAAUACGUAUUGACAAUCAUUGUCCAAAUAAAUGUCAUAUAUUAACGAAUACUUUUGCGUUUUCUACACAUUCAAAACAUAAACGUCCUCAACUUCGUGCUGCACAAAAUCGAUAUCGUAAACAAAAAUCUUUAUUAUGUCAUUUAAAAAAUACCCCAGUACCUUCAAAUGUGCCAAGUCCUGUUGUGGAAGAAUUACCAACAACAGAAAUUCAACCAGCUAUAGUUAAUACAACUGAUAUAUCACCAACAGUAGCAAUUCCAUUACCUGGAUGUGAUAGACAAACACGUGGUUUUCGUUUUCAUAUUGAACGUAAAACACAUACUAUAACAAGAACAAAUAAAAAACAAAAAUUAAUCAAUACAGAUGAUAUAUCAAAUAUAAAUAUUAAACAAGAACCUAUAGAAAUAAAUAAUAUUACAUCCGAAGUAUCAUCAUCAUCAUCUUCAACAACAACAACAACAACAACAACAAAUCAUUCAAUAAAAGGUUUUAAAGAAAAAAAUAAUUUUCUUGUAUAUUUAAAAACAAAAAAGAAAAAAAUUUCUUUAGAAUCUAAACGUUCAUGUAUAUCAAAGAAAAAACGUUGUGCAUCACCUUCAAUUGUAUAUCGAUCAUCAUCACCUAUUACAUUAAAUAUAUUAUCUUCGAAUUCAAAUCCUGCAUCACCAUCAAAUAGAAAUAAAAAAAAACGAACAACUCUUUCAUCAUCUCAAUCAUUAAAUGAUCUUAAUAAUUGUUCAAAUAUUCUUAAACAAACUAUUGAAAGUCAAAAUUCACCACCAUUUAUUCGACCAAUUCAACAAUAUACAAUUCCACCACCAAUUGAUCCACGAAAUCCAGUUACAUGGAAUGUUAAUGAUGUUUGUUGGUAUUUAAAUGAAUCUGGAUGCUCAUUUGCAUUAAAAACAAUUAAAGAACAAGAAAUUGAUGGUGCUGCUCUUCUUCUACUUGAUGAUUUAAAUACAGUUCAAGAUUUAUUAGAAUUUAAAUUAGGUCCAGCUGUUAAAUUUUGUCAUGUCGUUGAACAACUUCGUACACAAGUUAUUGAUACAUUUCAUUCAUCACCAUCAUUAAAACCUCAUCACAUGUCUGCUAAAUCUUCAAAUUCACAAGGAAAAAUGAGUUCACGUGGUGCAGCAUUUGAACGUGCAAAUGUUGUACGUGAUCCAGCUACAGGUGAAACAUUUAUACCUGGUUCACAACGACCUGAUGGUACAUGGAGAAAACCAAUACGCGUACGUGCAGAUUAUAUUCCACAAGAUGAAAUGCCUGUGUAUCAAUCUAUGGGACAACAAACACAAGUUGAAACACAAAAACGUAUUGAAAAUGGAAAUCUUAUACCUGGUUUAGUUUUAACUGAAGAAGAAAAAGUUUUACGUGCUAAAAAAUUAGAAAAAGAAGAAAAACAAUUAAGAAAUCAAAUGACUAAAUUAACAACACAAACACCAGAAGAUAAUAAAAAUAAAGAAAUUAAAAAACUUCAAAAAUUAUUAAAAGAAAUUAACGUUUUAGAAAAACGUUAUGAACAAGAUCAAACAAGUUUAGAUAAAGAUCAAAUUACUAAAAUGAAAAGAAAAGAUGAACUUGAAAAAAGACUCGAAGAAUUAGAUGAUCAAAAUUUAGAAUAA